Mauremys reevesii (Reeves's turtle) is the source of this 1970-nucleotide messenger RNA. RefSeq names its product cAMP-dependent protein kinase inhibitor gamma (gene PKIG). Gene Ontology annotation, biological process: negative regulation of cAMP-dependent protein kinase activity. Gene Ontology annotation, cellular component: nucleus; cytoplasm. The transcript is spliced from 5 exons. Lineage: Eukaryota; Metazoa; Chordata; Testudines; Geoemydidae. Bases 679 to 1053 code for a protein of 124 amino acids. The record is from RefSeq and is a predicted model, not a curated record. Gene Ontology annotation, molecular function: cAMP-dependent protein kinase inhibitor activity.
AAAGAGAAGACAGAGAGCCCCUUGGAGGGCGGGGCUGAGGCAGCAGAGCUGCAGGGCCUCCAAAGCGGUGAUCGGUGACGUUUCGCGCAACAAGGCAGUCAUUGGUCGAAGAGACCAAGUGGGUGGUGCCAGUGUCAGAGCCAACCUAUGGGGGCCCUUAGCUGGGUGGAAAUUGACAGGAAGGGCCGAGGCUGUUCAACCAUCCCCUGUAUCUUCCGUCCCGUGGGCGGGGCCAUUGGCGGCUCCUCUCCCCCGCCCACCAACUGCCAUGGCAACCGCCAACAGCCUCCUGAGGCACCAGGCCUCAGCCUCCCCUCAGGGUGAGCCUGCCAGCCCCACCACGAGGCAGCUGUACCCACCCCCCAGCGGCCACGGGGAGUGUCUGGAGAGAGAACAGCGAUAAGACCGAUAACAUCAUUUCGUAAAGUGCAGGAGUUGGACCGCUGCAGCAUCUUGUGCUGGCCACAGACUCUGAACGUGAGCUCUCCCAGUGUAUUGUGAUGAUAAUGCAAAUCCUUACUGGCAACCGGCAAAUUCAUAACAAACUCCUCCAGGCUGAUCGAGUACCUGCCAGAAACAUUUGCUCUGAUGUGUACACAGCUGAACAUCUGAAGACAUGGAUAGUAGGAAGGUCAACUAAAUAAGUCAGCUGAGGAGCAGCCACUUGAUCAGGGUGGAAUGUCUAACCCUGAGAAGAGAAAAGGGAACCCUCUCAAAAAAUGCCUGAAGUGCCAAGUAGAGCUGGGCAGAGCCUCCUUCAGUAUGCAGGGUCUGUGUCCUCACUGCAAUGCCAAGGCAGGAGAGGACCAAAAGAAUCAGAAAGGCAAGAGGGAUUCCUAUGCAUUUGGAAAUGCAAGCGAAGUAAUGGAGAUUGAGCCCUCGUACACUGACUUUAUUUCCUGUGAUCGCACUGGGCGGAGGAACGCUAUCCACGACAUCCAAGGAGACACAACCUCCAUCAGCAUGCGGAAGCUGGCAGGCGACAUAGGCGAGCUCUCCAUUGAAGGAGCAGGUGAGUGUGUAAGGAAAUCAAGCUGCUGCUGCUGGUUCUGAGAAGGAACCUGAAGCGAGACUUGAGGGGCAAGACGGCACCGCCCCAUCAUGAGCGCCACAGGAGUGGGGGGGGAGGGGGGAAGGAGGAAAGAACUGUAAACACUAAAUGGGAACGUUCCAUCAAAUUUGCUGACAACUGAGAGCCAAACCAGAACAAUGACUUCUCCCUUUAAAUGCCUUUGCUGUGACCAUUCUGUUCAGAUACCUAUAGGAAGCUCAUCAGUGAGUGGUACAUCCACGAACUCUGCUCCCAUCUAGAAUGGCUUAGAACACUGCACUGGUGGCAGUCACAUGACCCACUCUCAAAGUGCCUCAGUAGCAAUUUUCCUCUAUAGGAAAUUUAAAAUAUACACUUCAGCCUUUCCUGGAUAAGGUACAUUUUUUACUCUGUACAUUUAGACUAUUUAUUUAUUUCCUGUUCCCAUAGAUUAGAGAUUUUGGUGCUUCACUUAUUUCACCUUCCUCCUGUAUCCAGCUUAGAGGUGAACAGAUAUUUAGCGCUGCCUACACAGACACCUGGAGUCCUGGGGAUCAGCUGGGGAGGGGUGAUGGCAGUUCCUGCUACACUAAUACUGAACACUAUUAACCUGUGCUGCUGCUUUCUGGGAAUCAGAAAAGGACCAAUGUUCACAGGUGCAUGGACAAACUCUAUCUGCAGGCUCAGCAGCACCACACCUGGGCACCAUUUGGCAUCGUAAGGUUUUAAGAUACUGUUAGGAGAAGGGCAGAAGAGGCUUUCUGUGUGUUUUGACAGUUGACAAAAUUCAGACUAAGCUCUUCCAGCUUCCAUACAGCUCCAAGCUAUUUAUUUCUGGGAAAGUUUCACACACUCUCUUUUCAGAGACAUUUUUCAUGGCAAAAAUUGUUUGAUAAACUAUAAGCUUCUUGUAAUAAAGAACACACAACUCUCAGAUAAA